Molecule: messenger RNA, 1614 nt
Organism: Effrenium voratum
Lineage: Eukaryota; Dinophyceae; Suessiales; Symbiodiniaceae
Source: the annotation of a GenBank genome assembly
AUGUCAGGGGAUUCCCGCGAUCUUCGCCUCGGCUCGCUGGAGUCCGGCUUCGCAGCAGAUGGCUCUGAGAAGCUGCCGGACUUAUCCGAGCACAAGAAUUUGGCGGCGGAGGUCCUGUCAAAGGUACCUGGCCUUUAUGACAGACUGAAAGACAGGAAGACCAAACUCGGCAUCACGCUGGCAAGGUGCAUCAAGGCUGCGGUGGACACGCCAGACAGUCCGGAUGCAUGCCUUUUUGCUGGUGAUGAGGACUGCUUCGAGGACUUUGCGGAGGUGUUUGAUGUGGUGAUCGCUCGCAUGCACGGACUACUCCCACCAGGGGAGGUGAACUGCACCGUGCGGCCGCAGCAUCCUGCCGCGCAGCCAGUGAAGCCCGCCGGCGCGAAGCUGGACGUGUCGGCCCGGAUCUUGCACUCGGUGCAGCUCCGCGCCGCCCGGAACAUCCGGGGCUUCCGCUUCUGCCCGGCCAUGGACCGCAACGAGCGGGCGGAGGUGGAGAUGCUGGUGGCCAAGGCGCUGCGGGGCCUGGCGCCCGCGGUGUCAGGUGUUUACCUGCCGCUGCGGCAAUCGGUGAGCUAUGCUCCGCGGGCAGGUGGCAUGGACGAGUUUGAAGAACUCAGGCUGAAGGCCGCGGGUUUGCACUUCGAGCUCCCCGAGUCCCAGCCAGUGCUGGCCAGUGGCACCUGCGGGGAAUGGCCCCACGGCCGCGGAGUCUUUGCGUCCAGCGACCGCAAGCUGGCAGUGUGGAUCAACCAUCAGGAGCACCUGACGCUGAUGAUGGUGGGGGACGACAUGUACCAGGCCUACAGGGACCUGCAACGUGCCUUGCAGGGCCUUGGGGAGAUCCUCCGCCGGCGAAAGCCUGGGCAGACGCAGGCCUUCGCAUCCUCCGAGCGCCUGGGUUUUCUCACCUCCAAUCUUUAUGGUCUGGGAUGCAGCUUGCAGGCCUCCGCGAUCCUCAAGCUGCCGCGGCUGGCAGCCAUGGAGGUGUCUCAUCCCAGCAGCGCAGCUGGAAGCUGGAGGUCGUGGGCGGGCCUGAUGCGAGUCCAGGUGGAGCCCGUGAGCAGCCUUGAUGGACACGCCGUUGAGGGGUGCUUCAAGAUCUCCAACAUGGACACAUUCAACGUGUCGGAUGCGGAAGUGCUGGAUGUGGUGCACGAGGUCGCUGGAAGGCUCAUCCUGGCGGAGCAGCAAAUCACGAGUUUGGCUGACUCGGAUGCGCUUUUCCCCAUCCUCACCUCAGUGCUGUCGGCCGCCAAGGAGGGCCGCGAGAGCCGCCAGAGCAUCUUGAGCGUCAUCUCAGGGGUGAUCACGGACUGCGGCGACAAUGUGGCGCAGGACGUGGUAGCAUUGCUCAUGAAGGAGCAGUCCAGGCCUGGCACGCAGGAGAGCAUUAUCGAGGAGGACAAAGAGAUUGCUGACCUGAAAGACAGGUUGAAGUGCGCGAUGUAUUCCAAGCUCCAAGAUGGAUCUUUGGAGGAGGCGAUCGACACGGCAUCAACUUCGGGUGGUGCCAUGCACUUCUCGGAUCUCCCGCCGUUGCCGCCACCACCAGAGGAGAUGGGCCGAGCCGCGCCUUGGCGCCAGCGCAGUUCCAGCCCAUCCAGGAGGUAG